GAGGUUACCUUAUAAGGCAACCUAGUACAGUAGCUUCUCUGAAUUUAUUAGACUGGGACAAUUCUAACUCAAACACGCCCCUCGUAAAAGCAAGCCACGCAAAUCAGUCAGUAAGAUUCGAUGUUGAAUGAGUGAAUGCAAGACAAACCAAAACCAAAACCAAAACCAAAAAACCAAUUGGCUUACAAUAGAGUGAUAAGUGUAAUCACCAAUAAUAAUUAUGUUACAAAUGCAAUGUUCUAUAGAAACUCUCAGACCCCGCCCGUUAUAUUUUCUGCGUCCUGAAAGUGAAAGGUACUCUAGCGAUAAGUUUCAUUUCUGAUGAAACGAGUGACGUUGUAGAUCAGCCUUUGUAAAACUCCGUUUUUCUGACCCUUGUCUUGUAUCUUCCCUGUAUACUGGUUAUGUGUAUGUAGGCUACAAGAAGCACCUUUUACUUAGUGUCAAUCCUGGGAUCUGUUGACAGAAAAGAGAGAAACAAACACAGUCAAGACUAGAUUCUGGUGGUAGGCUGCACAAGAAGGUCGACCAUGGUUGGAAGGGGCAUCCUGGGUUGUUUCAUCUUGUGUCUGUCUCUGGCAUCAGUAUGCGCUGUCAGAGGAACCCUUAAUUCAAUAAAGGACCUCAAGGGAAUACAGUUUGGUCACACCUUUCCUCGGCACAGCCUCAUGCUGCUCCACUGGCUAGCCGACAACAUUCACAUUGACAACAACAACAAAAUGAGACUCAAUUUCAACCCAACCAGGGGAGACUAUGGCUUUCAUUUCUAUGGAAACAGACCACCUUCAUUACCUAUUCUGCUUCCUGGAAGCGGAAGUUACUACUCACUAGGGAAUAUGAACAGUUUUGGCUCAAGGGGACUUCCUGAUUAUGUAACUCAAAGAUUAUACAACUCAAGGGGACCUGAGAGCAACAUGGACAGGGUCGUACUCAGAGUUAGGGAGGAAGAGUCCAAUCCGUUCAUAGUAGACGAGGUCUAUGUCACACAGCACUAUCGACGAAAUGAAAACAGAGGAAGUGCCUAUGAUCCAGCCAAUACAUACCGUGUCAGUUUCAACCUCUUAACACAAAUCCAACGUCUCAUUUGCCAAAAUGAGAUUCCACGUAUAUAUAAUGUAGAGAUCAACCACAACAGUCUGCAAGAACUGAAAAACAUCUGGGGACACACACCUGGUUUGGCACUUCUUCUGGCUAUUGUAUUGUCCUUUACACUUCCCAAAGUCAAAGGCGGUUGUGCGCAGGCAGUUGAAACCCAAAGUGACAUGGAGGAUAAGGAUAAUACAUUGAUUAAGCUUGAGUUGAAAACCACAGAUAGAGGAAAAGCCAGGAUCAUCUGGAGUGGGAUCCCCAAGAGGCUAUUAGACCAGGGUGUAAUGGUGGUGCUUCAUAGGAACAAUAACAGUGACAGUAAGAGCGAGCUGGACAGAUCAUCAGUCGGGGGCCAAACCUCUGGGAGCUAUAACACCUCAGUACCCCUUAACCCUGGUCUCCAGGUCAGGCUCCAUAAGGUAACAUAUUGGUGGGGGUUGUGGUCCACUAUCGGAGAGGAGAUCUGGAGAGGUUCUGAGUUUCACGAUGCCAACAGAGAGAUCCCUGUUGAUAUUAUCAGACAUGACGCCAGUCUGCAGCUCUUCGUAAAGGAUGGAAAGGCCUGCGCUCGUCUGUACGUAAAGAAAUCCUUCACUGCCUGGAAGAAAACGUUUAAUAACUCCUGGGUUGGGUUCUACUCUUCUGAAGGCACCUUGGAUCAUAAGACCUGGCAAUGGGCUGUAAAGUUCUCUGAGGAAAGCCGCUCAGAUUUGGAAGAAAUAUCUGAGUAUGAUGUCUAUGUGUACAAGUCUCGUAUGACCAUGUCUCCUGGGGUCCAGGCCAGAUUCAUACUGGAGAAAUCUGGGGGUGAAAAGGCACGCACUCCACCCUGGGAGAGACUUGUCCAGGGGUGAGCUCACCUGAUAACAUGAUAUAUGACAUUGAUAUUCUCAUUUUUAACUGCUUGUGUAAUUGCUUUUGUUCAACAUUUAUGUACCCUGCUUUUCAUUUCGAUGUAUUUUAAUUGUUCAUCUGUGUGAAGUGUAAAAGAGAAUAUGUUCCCAAAAAGCUACCUGGUAUCCCUUCUGUUCCUCUUUCUUUGCUAUUUUGAGGGGAUGACUACGGGUUGUUGGUGUGGGAGGGAGUCUUGACCUGUCCUCAUGACAAAUCAUUCAGUACAUUAAAUGGUCUUUUUCUCUUUUUUUCUUUUUGAUUUAUCAUGGGCGGGAGAUCUUUGUAGGGGAAAAGUGGAUACCUAGUCAGUUGUACAACUGAAUGCAUUCAACUAAAAUGUAUAUUCCUCAUUUUACCCAAUCGCUCUGAAUCCACAUCAUCGAAGCCCGGGAAGCAGUUGUUGGGGGUUAAUUGCCUUGCUCAAGGGCAGAACGGCAGAUUUUUCCACCUUGGCGGCCUGGGGAUUUGAACCAGUAACCUUACUGGGUUGCUGGCCAAAUGCUCUUAUCCACCAUGCUAGCUGCUUUUGUUGUUUCUGUUUGUUGGUGUUAAUUUUUGUGUUUUGUGAAAAUUCUAUAAAAAUGGAAUCACAAAAAAACUAUGAUAAAUUCAGCGAAAAUAUACAAUAAAAACCUAAG
Messenger RNA from Salvelinus namaycush (lake trout), 2621 nucleotides. RefSeq lists its product as uncharacterized. The record is from RefSeq and is a predicted model, not a curated record. The transcript is spliced from 3 exons. NCBI's taxonomy places the organism in Eukaryota, Metazoa, Chordata, Actinopteri, Salmoniformes, Salmonidae. Bases 531 to 1943 code for a protein of 470 amino acids.